AGGCAAACGCCGCAGGCGAUAGGAAUCGCAGUACAGCUUUGCUAAGGCUGCAGCCUUUUUUAAAUGCAGGCACGGAGUUGCCCUAAUGAUCGUUGGGACCCGAGAAGCUAUCGAUACAAGAAUCAGUGCAGGUUGCUGUAGUUUAUUUUCUGUAUGUGCGUAUGCGGGGAGAGGGAAGAUGGAGCCCGUAAUUGACUCAUUGGUUGAGAUUUGAAACCGGAAGACUAGCAGCAGACGCCAUGCGGUCCAUCCUGCAGCAUUUAGGGUAGAAUCGGCAACUGCUAUGCCAACUACGAAAGAUAACCACCACGAAAUGGGUACCGCUUUCAUUCAACGCCAGCAGCUGCAUGCUGCCAUGGCUGACACCUUCCUGGAGCAUCUGUGUCUAUUGGAUAUAGACUCUGAAGCAACAACUGCACGAAACACUGGCAUUAUAUGUACCAUUGGCCCUGCGUCGAGAUCUGUUGAGAUGCUAAAAGAGAUGAUCAAAGCUGGAAUGAAUGUCGCACGGAUGAAUUUUUCACAUGGAACACAUGAGUAUCAUGCAGAGACUAUCAAGAAUGUCCGUGUGGCCACAGAAAGCUUUGCUGACAAUCCCAUCACCUACCGGCCAGUCGCCAUUGCUUUGGACACAAAGGGACCUGAAAUCCGCACUGGGCUUAUCAAGGGAAGUGGGACUGCUGAAGUUGAACUGAAGAAAGGAGCCAUACUUAAAAUCACACUUGAUGAUGCUUAUAAAGAAAAGUGUGAUGAAAGUGUGCUAUGGCUAGACUACAAGAAUCUGCCUAAAGUGGUUGAGAAAGGUAGCAGAAUCUAUGUGGACGAUGGCUUAAUAGCUCUCCGUGUAUUGGACAAAGGUGCAGACUUUGUUAGUACUGAGAUUGAGAAUGGCGGUUUCCUGGGCAGCAAAAAAGGUGUCAACUUGCCAGGAGCAGCUGUUGACCUUCCUGCAGUUUCUGAGAAAGAUAUCGAAGACCUAAAAUUUGGCGUAGAGCAAGGAGUAGACAUGGUGUUUGCCUCUUUCAUCCGUAAGGGCGCAGAUGUCAAUGCUGUGCGAGAUGUCCUUGGUGAGAAAGGAAAGAAGAUCAAAAUUAUCAGCAAAAUUGAGAACCACGAGGGAGUUCGUCGGUUUGACGAGGUCCUGGAAGCCAGUGAUGGCAUUAUGGUUGCUCGUGGUGACCUGGGAAUUGAAAUCCCCGGUGAGAAAGUAUUCCUUGCUCAAAAGAUGAUGAUUGGACGUUGUAACAGAGCUGGCAAACCUGUCAUCUGUGCUACUCAGAUGUUGGAGAGUAUGAUCAAAAAACCCAGACCCACCCGAGCUGAGGGCAGUGAUGUGGCCAAUGCUGUGCUGGAUGGUGCAGAUUGCAUCAUGUUGUCGGGAGAAACCGCAAAAGGAGAUUAUCCCCUUGAGUCUGUAAAAAUGCAGCAUUUGAUAGCCCUUGAGGCAGAGGCCGCAAUGUAUCAUCGGCAAUUGUAUUCGGAGAUCGCUCAACUAGCACCUCCCACGGUAGACACAACGGAGACUGCUGCCAUUGGUGCUGUGCAGGCGUCUUUUAAAUGCCUUGCUGCUGGUAUUAUAAUCCUGACCAAAUCUGGCAGAUCUGCACACCUGGUGUCCAGAUACCGCCCACGAGCUCCCAUCAUUGCUGUAACACGUGAACCUCAGACCGCACGUCAAGCCCACCUGUACCGGGGAAUUUUCCCCAUCCUCUUCAAGCCUCCAGCUGACGCCGUCUGGUCUGAUGAUGUGGAUCACAGAGUGAACUUUGCGAUGGAAGUCGGCAAGGCUCGUGGCUUCUUCAAGUUGUGUGACCUGGUGAUUGUACUGACUGGCUGGCGCCCAGGAUCUGGAUCCACCAACACUAUGCGUGUGCUGCAAGUGUCCUGAGUGUGGUGGGUAGGACUUGAAUCCGAUGUCCACUGCAGUGUCGCCUCCCUCUAGGCAGCUGUAGCUUUGUGUACUGCAGAGCACCAACACUUAAGCAAAUUAAAGCAAAUGUAUCUUCCUUGUAACAUGUUCUGCUCCUGAUUUUGCUCUGCUGUGUAGCACCAGGCUGCCUGAUGUAAGACUAUUAUAUGAUGCUUCAUUUGGUGUACUGCAAGUACAUCUUACCCACACAAACCUUUAUUUAUAUUUUGGUUAAAAAUAAUGCCCAAUAAUACAUCCCGGUAUUAAUUGGUGCAUUAGUUACAUUUUUAGUUCUGGAUUAUAUAGAAAUUGUUUAAAUCCUUCCUGAUUCUGUGUGUCUGAUAUUGGGCCUGAUAUCAUUCUUGGUGCAACAUGCUGUUGUGAAUUAUAGGAGUAGGAUUCAGUUUAAAUGUUGAAUGUUUGCAAAUCACAUCAAUUAAAAACUAGCU
Molecule: messenger RNA, 2358 nt
Organism: Amblyraja radiata (thorny skate)
Lineage: Eukaryota; Metazoa; Chordata; Chondrichthyes; Rajiformes; Rajidae
Gene: pkma
Product: pyruvate kinase M1/2a
Exons: 11
Coding region: 284-1888 (534 amino acids)
Biological process (GO): glycolytic process
Molecular function (GO): potassium ion binding; pyruvate kinase activity; magnesium ion binding
Source: RefSeq, a predicted model, not a curated record